This is a messenger RNA of Lampris incognitus (smalleye Pacific opah), 4165 nucleotides long. It is a transcript of the gene zbtb14, whose product is annotated as zinc finger and BTB domain containing 14. Gene Ontology annotation, cellular component: nucleus. The coding region runs from base 209 to 1531 and encodes 440 amino acids. Gene Ontology annotation, molecular function: protein binding; DNA-binding transcription factor activity, RNA polymerase II-specific; RNA polymerase II cis-regulatory region sequence-specific DNA binding. NCBI's taxonomy places the organism in Eukaryota, Metazoa, Chordata, Actinopteri, Lampriformes, Lampridae. The record is from RefSeq and is a predicted model, not a curated record. The transcript has 10 exons. Gene Ontology annotation, biological process: regulation of transcription by RNA polymerase II.
UUCAGACGCAUGCGGCCUACGUCCGCGCGUGCUCAUUGGACGUCUGCGUCUGCGUGCUCCUGCAGUGUGCGUGCUGGUGCAGAAGCGCGGCCUUCCACCCCGCGCUCGUCCUCAACCCACAACAAUCACAGAGUUUCUCCCUCCUCCGGUUCCGACACGCGGACGCUCGGCGGAGACCCGGUCCCACACCCGCUGGCUCGAGCUCACGAUGUCGGAGACGGUAAAGUACGUGGACGACGAGCAUAAGAGCAUCUUCCUGAAGCUGCUGAACGAGCAGCGCCUGGAGGGGGAGCACUGUGACAUCGCCGUGGUGGUCGAGGACGUCAAGUUCCGCGCUCACCGCUGUGUCCUCGCUGCCUGCUCCAACUACUUCAAGAAGCUCUUCAAGAAACACGAGGUGGAUAAUUCGUCGGUGAUAGAGAUAGAUUUUAUACGCUCUGACAUAUUUGAGGAGGUGUUAAACUACAUGUACACAGCCAAGAUCUCCGUCAAGAAGAAAGAUGUCAACCUUAUGAUGUCAUCAGGGCAAAUACUGGGCAUCCGCUUCCUGGACAAGCUUUGCUCUCAGAAACGAGACGUAUCAUCAGAAGACAAAGAUAAGUUCCCGUACGAUAUUGUUAAGAUGGCCCUCCCCCCUGAGGCCCAGUUGGCCUCAGACACUGAGGUGCAGGUGCUGGGUGAGCAUGAUGACCCUCCCACCGCUGACGAGCUGGUGGAAGCAUCAGCCAAUCAAGAGUUGGAUAAGUCUCCCAGCGCCGCCCUACGUGUCCAGGAAGCAAUUCUGAAAGAACUGGCCAAUCAAGAUGUCCACAAGGUAAGCUGUUAUGACCAGGAUGUCGUUUCAGAGAUGGAGGCGGAGCCAAAAGACUUAGGAGCAGGACAUCACACUGGCCAGACUUUGUCAUUUGCCGACAGUAUGGGGGAAGUGAAGGACGAGCAGCCUCCCGGCUGGUCUUCGGCCACGGCAGACAUGAAGUUUGAAUAUUUACUGUAUGGACACAGAGAGCAGCUCGCCUGCCAGGUGUGUGGAAAGACCUUCCUGGAUGAGAACAGACUCAGGAAACACGAGAAGCUCCAUUCAGCCGAACGACCAUUUGCUUGUGAGAUCUGCAGCAAAGCUUUCACCACACACGCUCACCUCAAAGAACAUCUAAAGAUCCAUACCGGCUUCAAACCAUACCGCUGUGAUGUCUGUGGGAAGUCUUUCAUCAGAGCACCGGACCUGAAGAAACAUGAACGUGUCCACAGUAAUGAGCGGCCCUUUGCCUGUCAGAUGUGUGACAAGGCUUUUAAACACAAAUCUCAUCUGAAAGACCACGAGAGAAGACACCGCGGAGAGAAACCAUUUGUCUGCUCUUCCUGCACCAAGGCCUUCGCCAAGGCGUCAGACCUGAAGCGUCAUGAGAACAACAUGCACAGUGAGAGGAAGCAGCUUGCGUCUUCCAGCCUGCAGACGGAGACAGAGACGCUGCAGGCAGCCGCCAUGGCAGCAGAGGCAGAACAGCAGCUGGAGACCAUUGCCUGUUCCUAGCAGGAAGUGACCUGGCCCUGACCCUGUCUCUUACAGGAUGGGCAGGGCUUUGUGACCUGAAACUGAUCUCACCUCUGAUCACUGGACAACAAAUUUUUUGAAACGUUUUGCUUCCUGAAAAAAAAUUAGAGAUUAUGAUAGACAACGUCAAGCUGAACACAAAAAUAAUUUCAGGUUUGCUGUAUCACGCAGGAAUUUGGAGAAACAUUAAAAUAACUUUUAUUGAAUUUAACAUGUUUAAUCACAUAAUGAUGCUGACACAUUGUGUUAGUUCAGCUGAGCUUCAAAUAUUUUGCUGCUGAUUUUGGUUUGUACUCAGCAUCUGGUGCCUCGUGUCAGUGUCCAACAAUAGUCGGCCAGCAUUGAUGGAUUCCAGUUGCCCUGAUGCCUCUUUUCCAUGGUCCAAUGUCCUGGUGAAACCUUUCACCAUGUUCCUCACUGACUGACCAAGAUCAGCAGGGAAGAAGUCCAAGUGUGAUGCAGAACAUGAAUUUUCAAUGACGUGUUGCACUUCAUGGUGUUGUGUGUUUUAAGCAUUUGUCAAGCAGCUCAGUGUAGUUUGGUGCUCUAUAGUUGCCAAGAAAAUUCUCAACAACAUCCUUAAAUGCCUUCCACGCUAUUUUCUCUGCCCCACUAGCAGAUCUUCUGACUCCCUGUCAUUGAUGACCUGAUUUGUGGACCAACAAAAAUGCCUUCCUUCGUCUUGGCAUCAGUUAUUCUUGGAAACGUCUGUCUCAAAUAGUGAAAUCCAUCACUUCCUUUAUUCACUGCUUUCACAAAAAUGUUCAUCAGUCCGAGUCUUAUAUGAAGAGGAGGCAGAAAUAUCUUUGUUGGGUGGACAAGUGGUUUAUGCACCACACUUUUCUGCCCUGGAACGAAAUGCUUAUGGAGCGGCCAGUUCUUUUUAAUGUGAUGUGACUCUGUAGUACGACUAUCCCAUUCACACAGGAAACACCAGUACUUUGGAUAUCUGAGCUGCGCUCCUAGUAGCAGUGCCAAUACUUUUACAUCACCACACAUGUUAUUGUAUGUUUCUUUCAUGUGUUCCGCGUAGCUGCCAGUGGUUAUUGAAGGGUGGACAUUGCCAUUGUGCAACAGGGCAGCUUUCAGUCUGAACUUUGACAGAUCUAUAAAAAGACGCCAUUGUUUUGGGUCAUGCACACAACCCAAAGCCAUGAACAGUCCAUCAAUGUCAGUGCAGAAACAGAGGGUGUCAACCUGUGUAAAGAAGUUUGUCAAAUGUUCUUGGCGGUUCUGCAAGAUAGAAAUGUUUGUACCUGGUGACAGCUAACUGCAUCCUUGCAGUCUUGAACCAAGUAGUUCUGCUUUAGCUUUUGACAAAUCUAAGUCCCUGACCAGGUCAUUUAAUCCUGGCUGUGUUAUCAGACAAGGAAAACCAGGCAUAAAGGGUUCAACAUCUGGAUCAGUGUCAUUUUCCACAUCUGGUUAAUGCAUUGUGGCAUCUUCAUCUGCCUCAUCUAGGCUCCAUGUCUCUGGUGGCUUCGGUACUGGCAAACUGUCAUCAUGUGACACUGGUCUCACGGCUGGAAGCAGGUUGGGGUAUUCAGUAGAUUUAUCUUCAGUAGAGAAGCCAGAUACACUGGCCAAACAGAAGUAACAGUCCGUCACCUGAUCCUUCUGUUCUCGCCAUAUCAUUGGGACUGCAAAUGGCAUUGACUUCCAAGUACCUCUGAGCCAAGCUCUCAGGUUGACUGCACAUGUGAGAAGUCCAGGGUUUCUCUUGGUCACCAAUGUUGCAUCAGAAGUACAGUUCAUAGGCUUUCUUAAUAAGUGCAGUCAUGGUGCGUCUUUGAGCCUUAAGCGUGUCCUCGCCACAGAUGUAACAGGAUGUACUGCAUCUGCUGCAGCAUUGUCGAGACAUUUCUGCUGUAUUAAAUCUUCCUCAAGACAAUAAAUCCUGUUGUUAAGUACACUCACUCUGCUACUGCCUGAAGAACAUGUGCACCAACAUGCGUCCAAACAGCAUCUGUACAUGUAUCAGCUUUAACAGCCUGUAGGCCAGCAUCAAACCUGACUCAGCAUGCCCAGGCUGCCUAAGACAACAUCUGCAGAGCACCUACACUGAGUGCGAGCCCAGGCAUGCUUGGACAGACCAAAACAGCUUGCUUUGUGGGUAAUAUACAAGUAGACUUACAAUACGAUGGGACAUCACAAAAAUAGGUUAUAUCUACAAAACGGUAUGUGAUAGGAAAAUUUCAGGUGAUUUUUGUGAUCAGCAGCCAGAAAGCCAUAAAAUACACCCAGAAGUGUCCAGGGAGCACAAUCUUGGUUGUCCAGUGGUAGGAGGUGCCUUGCUCUGUGCCGUUCCUAAGAGACACUCAACACCUGUGAGAAGCGGCGCUCUCACAAAAUGAAGAAACAUUUUAAACAAAACUUUGCCAGCACCGACAUGAAGACACCACAGCGCCCCCUUCCUGUCUACCCUGGACAUGUUCAGCAGCAUGGUGUUACCAUGGUGACCAUGUACAGCGCUGUCGGUACAAGAACUGGAAUUUCUUCCUGCUGUGGGAAAAUUCCCUGCUAGAGUGGGGUGGUAAGAUUCCCAUUCAGAGAAAUUUUCUCAAUGAUACUUUUCUUUCCUUCCUUCCAUAUUCUGAAUAAAGAACACGUGAU